UUACCCGGUGCGCUCGCGUUGGCCCUCCGGCUCCCUGGAAUUGUGAUCAGCUGGCGAGGGAGAGCCCGAGACAAGUCCAUCCCUUUCAAGUUUGGGCUCUCGGUCUCUGACUUCAUUCCAUUUUCUCCUGCACUUGAUGGCCUUGCAGAAUAAAUGCGUAGUCCUGAGCCCUCCAGCGAUCAGUUUGUGGGAAAACACUCAGGAGGCAGCGCUGUCCAAAGCAGCGGUUAGGGUGGUGGCGUCCCCGGGAGGGUCAGCCCGAGCUCGACAGGUACAGCCGUGUAUAGACUUCCAGCUGAACUCUCAUCUCUCAACACUGGCAAAUAUUCAUAAGAUCUACCACACCCUUAAUAAGCUAAAUCUAACAGAAGACGUUGGCCAAGACGAUCACCAAACAGGAAGCCUACGGUCUUGCAGUUCUUCGGACUGCUUUAGUAAAGUGAUGCCCCCAAGGAAAAAGAGAAGACCUGCCUCUGGAGAUGACCUAUCUGCCAAGAAGAGUAGACACGAUAGCAUGUAUCGAAAAUAUGAUUCAGCUAGAAUUAAAACUGAAGAAGAGGCCUUCUCAAGUAAGCGGUGCUUGGAGUGGUUCUAUGAAUAUGCAGGUACUGAAGAUGUUGUAGGUCCUGAAGGAAUGGAGAAAUUUUGUGAAGACAUUGGUGUAGAACCUGAGAACGUAGUUAUGCUUGUCCUAGCUUGGAAAUUGGAUGCACAAAACAUGGGUUAUUUUACUCUGCAAGAAUGGUUAACGGGAAUGACUUCUUUACAAUGUGACACAACAGAAAAACUCAGAAAUUCUUUGGAUUGCUUGAGAUCAUUAUUAAAUGAUUCUACAAACUUUAAGCUUAUUUAUAGAUACGCAUUUGACUUUGCACGGGAAAAGGACCAGCGCAGCCUAGACAUAAACACUGCCAAGUGCAUGUUGGGACUGUUAUUAGGAAAAAUCUGGCCUCUUUUUCCAGUUUUUCACCAGUUCUUGGAGCAAUCAAAAUAUAAAGUGAUUAACAAAGACCAGUGGUGCAAUGUGCUUGAAUUCAGCAGAACAAUUAAUCUUGACCUCAGCAACUACGACGAAGAUGGAGCAUGGCCAGUCUUGUUGGAUGAGUUUGUGGAGUGGUAUAAAGACAAACAGAUGUCCUAGGACUGUGUGCAUAGCAGCGAGAGAGUCACUGUUACUACAGUUAUGUCACCCAUUAGCCAUAAAUUGCUGUUUGUAUCAAAGCGCAUGCUGCUUUCUUGCACUGUCCCCCUUUGCAGGGGUGUUUUGGUGUUUGCUGUUGAAUGGGCCAGCUCUGCUUGCUGUGUAGCAUUGUUCUCUUGGAAGGCUGCUUUCCAGUUUGUAUUUACACUACAGAUUGGUGAAUUUGCCAAUGUCCUCACUGUGACUAUGUGUAUAUUGCUGUUUAAAUUUUGUAUAUGUGUAUAAAAAGCUUCACUUAGAGAUUAUUUCUGCAAAAAUGUAUUGUAAAAAUAAUUUUGUGGCAUAUUUCUAGUCCCUUUUUUCAAAUGAACCAGUUAUAUUUUAUUUGGUCUCAAAUGUAGCAUUUCAGAAAACAAGAUAAAGCAACUGUUACUGUGAGCAAAUGUUGCCAGAAUUAACCUUACUGUCUAAGAGGCCCAGUUCUGGAAGAGGAGGUAGAAGUGAUAACUUUUCAAUGGCUCAUGCCAAAUACCAUUUGUUUUACUUGGUAACAUUAGCGUUCUAAAGUGAUGAAAAUUGUAAUUAUUGACCGUGUAACAUGCCACAACUGAUUUUCACCAUGCAAGAUAAAGGGUUUCUGUUUUGUUUUGUUUUUUUUUUAUGUUAAAACUAUAGUAGCUUGAAUACAGGUACAAAUGAACAAAUUGAAAUUGCACCUUUUUAAAAAAAAAUUUGGGUUUAAAUUCUCAUAAACUUUCUUUAAUGUUUUUCUUUUUUGCCCUUUUGGACCCUUCCCUCCAGUGUUUGGUCUGCUGAUGUUCUGUAUGCCACUCGAACUAAAGUUUGUUUUGCUGCCUCCAUGAAAACAUACUGGCUUCCUGGCAAUUUAUAACUGCAGAGCACUUUUAGUUGUGGCUUGAAUCUUUUAGUUAGAUUUCACGGUGUCUAAUUUUCUAGUUUUUUGGAAGAGAAACUAUAAGUGAGAGGUGUUUUGUUUUGUUUUGUUUUCCUUGUUUAUUUCAUGCUAGGCUUUUCCUGGCAGCGUGUUCAUUGCAGGCAGUGGACACGAAACCACCAGCAUUGAGCUAACCCCGGUCAUACUCUAGGACCUUUCCUGGAGGGGCCACUUGUCAUUACCUGAAUCAUUUGUAUAGAAGAGUAAUAGUCAUUAUUUAUGUGUGUGAGGAAACAAGGAUGGUGUGUUUAGAUUUGUAUUUUAUGUCUUUUUUUUUUUUCUGCCUUGAGAAAAUGUAUAGAUUACAUGUUUUCACCCCACCUAUCUGGUGCUAUUGAAUGACUAACCUGGUCCCUAAAGUUUUGUGAACAUACAAAGGUCUAAUGAUUGAACCAAGUAUAGAGUUAAGGUGCAUUGAGCGAGUAAUUGCUGUGGUUGUGGGCAAUAUCCAUGCUUGACCGUGUAAUAAUGUGGAUUAUUGGCCAAAAAGUUUUUAGAUUAAAUGUGAACCUUUAAAUGACGUUAAAUGAGUAAAGCACACAGACGAUGCUACUCUUGACCAUUGUUUUACAGUUUCUUUGCAAAUGGUGUUCUGAUUUUCGUAUUAUUUUUCCCUAACUGAACCACCAAAGACAGAAAUCUUGUGUAUAUAGUGUGUGUGCAUAUACAAAAUCAUGAUAUGGUAGAAUGCAGCUAUUUCCUUUUUCCUCGGAACAAUAAGGUCUGGUUUGCUGUGAAAUAACCAGAAGUUUUAAAAACAGUAGUGAUUAAGCAUCCUUAGCCAUCCUUUGUUUUUAGUCUUGCUUUUAACCUUACAAAUUUAUAUCCGUUCGCAUAAAUUUAUGUCUGGAGAGAAAAGGAGAUGUCAGUGGUAACAGCAGCUCUUAAGACUGCCUCAGUGGAAGGCGGUAUUUGUUACUGCAGUGGGAAUUGGCCAUUGGCAGGUUUGAAUCUGUGAAGGAUUGAAUUAUUUUCAGAUGCACCCCAAUGAGAUGUUUAAAUAUCAUGCUUUACAGGCUACAGGUCUUAAAUUUGAUCAACCUCUGUUUUACUGAAAGCAAAUAUAAAUCAUAGAUGGAAUUCUUUUAAAUGUUAUGUUAGAAUCUGGAGAAUUUUUUAAACGCUAAGCACAGUUAAUCCUAAAAUAAAAAGAUUAUUCAAAGGGGGACAUGGUACAUUUCAUCCACAGCGAACUUUUUGAUAAGAGAAAAACCCAAGUAAAAACAAUUCUAGGAUUGAUACAUGAUAUGAAAGUAUUUCAGUGGGAUAAUCUUAUGUAUUUAAAAAACAAUCUCUAAACUACCUUCAGAAAUAAGCUUCUGUGACUGCUGCUUACAGAGAGCUUGCCCUUGGUUUUCUUCAUUUUACAUAUUUUAAGGGAGAGUAAUAUGACAUGUUUUCUUAAAAAUUUGCCCGAGUUACCCAAUACCAAACAAUUCGUCAAGCACUUAUUUGUAGGCUAAUGUCUAAUAAAUUAGGGUGCCUUCUUCUGCUUUUUCUUUAGUGCCCUAGUGUAAAUCCUUUCUGUUUUGCCUUGUGUUUUGAAGUCCAGAAGUCCACUUUGCAGUGCUCCGUUGUUGGGGAACACAACUGUUCAGGUCAGAAAUUUCAUUGUUUGAUUUGCCAUAGACAUUCACUGUAAUGUUUGUUAUGUGCCCCUUUUUGAAGCAUGAACUUUGAGUUAAGUUUUCAUAAAUCUAAUUCGACAGACCUCUAGAUUCUGGAUUAACAACAGUUUUCUGUUGCCUCUUCAUCCCCAUUCUGACAGCGCUUUUGACAUUUAUACAGAAGGCUUUAAAAGUUAGUUCAUGCCGUCUGUUUUUAUUCUUACAACUGCUAAGAUACCUCUGUGAGCCUUAUCCUUUAUUCUUUCGUAAGCUGUAUAAUAAGUGUAUAGAACUCACUGACCAACUAAAAUGUUGGGUAUCUGUAAAUGAGACCAAAAUGUGGGUUGCUUUUUUUUUUUUCAUAAAAUAAUUUCUAUUGGGGGUUACUGUUAAAUGAACAGCAGCUAACCUAUAACUGUGAAUGCUUCGUGUCGUCAGUAUUUGCAUUACAUUCAUAAAAGUGUGCAAGUCCUGUGACUCCCAGCUUAACUAAAAUACUGUUAUGCCACCUAACUUGAGUACAGCAUACUGGUUUUAGGUUUUAAUGGAAUCGGUGUAAAAUGAUAUCCCAUAAAUAAAAAAGUAUUUGUGUUUGAUUUCAGAA
Chinchilla lanigera (long-tailed chinchilla) is the source of this 4307-nucleotide messenger RNA. RefSeq names its product DCN1, defective in cullin neddylation 1, domain containing 4 (gene Dcun1d4). NCBI's taxonomy places the organism in Eukaryota, Metazoa, Chordata, Mammalia, Rodentia, Chinchillidae. The coding region runs from base 137 to 1141 and encodes 334 amino acids. Gene Ontology annotation, molecular function: ubiquitin conjugating enzyme binding; ubiquitin-like protein binding; cullin family protein binding. The record is from RefSeq and is a predicted model, not a curated record. Gene Ontology annotation, cellular component: ubiquitin ligase complex. Gene Ontology annotation, biological process: protein neddylation; positive regulation of ubiquitin-protein transferase activity. The transcript is spliced from 11 exons.